UCUUGCUUCCUAGAAAUUAGAAACCUCAUUAACAUAUGGAACAACACAGUCUGAUACUCUAGAAUUUAUAACCCUUUUGGUGUAGUAUUGAUUGCAAGUCCAGAGAGUUAAAGCCAAAUGCUUGCAGAAACAUUCCCCUGCAAGAGAACAGGUGUAGGAUUCUGAAUUAAAUUUGGAAUGAUCCCCUAUAAAGCUGAGUAAACAAAUCGAAUUCAGCGGAUGUGAGUGUAAAGGGAUUGUAGGCUCACCGUAUUGUAAUAUUUGGGGACAUGAGAUGGAAAUCAAAGAGUAUUAUGGUUGGCCACAUGGUCUACUCAUUAGAGCAGGCAGAGCAAUCCAGAGAUGUUAUGGAAAGAAAUGCCAGUAGGAAACCCAUGCAUCCCUCUGUUUGUGCGUGCGCACACACGCACACACAACACACACAAAGGAUAAGAGAGAUACACGAUCAAGGGAAGACUUCUAUAAAGUCUAUCUUUCAGGAAGAGGUUGCUUCCCUGUAUCUUUUGGACAACUUUAGUAGCUGAUAUGGGGCUGAAGAUGGGCGGGGAGGCAGUGAGGAGCGAGGCUUUUUUCAUGCACUGCCACCCCAUGAAGUUGAAAGGAACAAAUCUCCUCAACAUUUGCUCAGAAUACGUCUUUAUAAAUGUCAGGGGCAAACUAAAACCCUUCAGACUUAAAAGGGGAACUGGUGACAUAUUGGGGGUAACUGUUCAGUCCCCACCUAAUUUUACACAGCAUGUGAGGGAGCAGAGCCUGGUGACCGACCAACUAAGCCGGAGACUCGUCCGGACCUAUCAGCUAUACAGUCGAACCAGCGGGAAGCAUGUUCAAAUCCUGGACAACAAGAAAAUCAAUGCUAUGGCAGAAGAUGGAGAUGCUCAUGCUAAGCUCAUUGUGGAGACUGAUACUUUUGGGAGCAGAGUAAGAAUCAAGGGAGCAGAGACAGGCUUCUAUAUUUGCAUGAACAAAAAAGGAAAGCUGAUUGGCAAGAGCAAUGGCAAAGGCAAGGAUUGUGUCUUCACUGAGAUUGUGCUGGAGAACAACUACACAGCAUUACAAAAUGCAAAAUACGAAGGAUGGUACAUGGCCUUCACCCGGAAGGGACGUCCCCGCAAAGGCUCCAAGACUCGUCAGCAUCAGCGUGAGGUGCACUUCAUGAAGCGGCUGCCCAAAGGCCACCAAACAACAGAGCCUCAUAGACGCUUCGAAUUUCUCAAUUAUCCUUUCAAUCGAAGGAGCAAAAGGACUCGAAACUCCAGCCCAAAACCAUCGCCCUGACCUGCCUCACCUUGUCCCACUCAGGACCACUUUCCUUUGCUGGAGGACAUUGUGCAGAGACUCAGUUGAUGGACAAUAACUAGAGACUUACCUAUGACGAUGACUAUAAAAGGGGAUUGGAAGAAGAGGAGGAACAAAACUUGAUUUAGUUGUUUAUAAUUGUUCUGUGUUUUUUUAAAAAAACAAAAGAGGC
This is a messenger RNA of Pantherophis guttatus, 1471 nucleotides long. NCBI's taxonomy places the organism in Eukaryota, Metazoa, Chordata, Lepidosauria, Squamata, Colubridae. The record is from RefSeq and is a predicted model, not a curated record.